CCACCCAAAAUCUCCUUUCCUGCCUUAACCUGAAUUAAACAUGGCGGGAAAAGUGCUUCCGGUUUGCAAACCCUACUUCCUCAAGUCGGAAAUUAUUACCGGAAUCCUCCGACGAAUCAAUAAAACAUCCCUCUGCACGGUCCUUCUCUUCUCCGUUUCUCUCAUCUCCUACUUCCUUCUCUUAUCCGCUCCAUACAACUGGCGAUUGUCUUCAUGCCAGAGCGCCACGAUCACCACCGUCGAUUCGCUCCAGCCAACGAACCUCUCCCACAUCGUCUUCGGGAUUGGUGGCUCAGCUCGCACGUGGAGUCGGCGUCGCGGGUACAGCGAGGUUUGGUGGCGGCCGAGCGAGAUGCGGGGCUAUGUGUGGCUUGACGAGGCGCCAAUUGAAACGAAUUGGUCGGCGGCAAGCCCGCCUUGGCGGGUGCUGGCGGCCGGGACGGAUCGGUAUGCGGAACACUCCGCGGCAGCGCGGAUGGCUCGGAUUGCGACGGACACGUACGGGUUGGGGAUGGAAGGGGUGCGAUGGUUCGUGAUGGGGGAUGACGACACCGUUUUCUUUCCUGAGAAUCUGGUUGCUGUUCUGGGGAAGUAUGACCAUGAGCAGAUAUAUUAUAUUGGUGCGCCGUCGGAGAGCGUGGAGCAGGACGAGAUUCACUCGUACGGAAUGGCUUUUGGAGGCGGCGGGUUUGCAAUCAGCUACGCGGCGGCGGCGGCCCUCUACGGUGUUAUUGACGGGUGUCUUGAGAGGUACGCUUAUUUCUUCGGAAGCGAUCAGCGCGUUCAUGCCUGCUUCAGCGAACUGGGGGUUCCGCUCACCAGAGAACCUGGGUUUCAUCAGGUUGACCUCCGCCGCGACGUUUAUGGAAUGUUAGCGGCGCACCCGGUAGCGCCGCUGGUAUCCCUCCACCACAUUGAUUUUGUUCAUCCCAUAUCGCCGCUCUUCCCCUCCCAACUAGAUGCCCUCCGCACCCUCUUCAACGCCGCUCGCACCGACCCUGCUCGCACACUGCAGCAGAGCAUCUGCUACCUCACCGGCCGCUCAUCGCCCGCCCUCAAUUGGUCGGUGUCCGUCUCAUGGGGGUACACGGUCCAGCUUUAUCCAUGGAUUGUAGAGCCCAAUCAGUUGGAAGUGCCGUUCCGGACCUUCAAGACAUGGCGAAGCUUCAGGAAAGGGCCCUUUGGUUUCAACACGAGGGAGCUAGCGCCGCCAGACUUGCCCUGCAAGCGUCCAUUACGGUUUUUCCUUGACAGAGUUGCCGACGGGAGUAACGGGACGGUGACGGAAUAUAAGAGCUUCGGCUGGGGAGACGAGAACAAGGAGUGCGAUGAGCCGGGCUUCCGCGCGGCCGCUAGGGUGGAGAGAGUGCGGGUCUUCGCUCAAAGGAUGGAUCCAAAAGUCUGGCAGAAGGCACCGAGGCGGCAAUGCUGCGACGCGCGGCGAAAGACGGAUGGGGAGAGCAUUGAGAUCCGGAUAAGGGAAUGCGGCCUCCGCGAAUCAGUACAUUCCCGCUAUGAGUUUUUCCUAAAGUCUAUUUCAUUUAGGAGAAUAGGCAGGCUUCUUUGACUGGAAUACCAUGCCAUGGGGAUUUUUCCUGUUCUUUAUGUUCGUUAAACCGACUUUGGACUUCUUACGAAGAAGAAAAGAGGCAACUCAUCACCCCGCCCCUCACUGCAAUUUGCUGCCGACCAUCCCAACUAACUGGUUUGACUCUAGUUUUUUGAGAUAAGUUACUUUAAUUGUAUUGCUCGGUAGCGUUGGAUGUUAGGAUUAGGAGACGAAAAAUAAUUCGAUCGUCUUCGAAAGACAUGCCAAAUUUUUUAA
This is a messenger RNA of Dendrobium catenatum, 1825 nucleotides long. RefSeq lists its product as uncharacterized. NCBI's taxonomy places the organism in Eukaryota, Viridiplantae, Streptophyta, Magnoliopsida, Asparagales, Orchidaceae. The transcript is spliced from 4 exons. The record is from RefSeq and is a predicted model, not a curated record. The coding region runs from base 41 to 1567 and encodes 508 amino acids. Gene Ontology annotation, molecular function: acetylglucosaminyltransferase activity.